Psammomys obesus (fat sand rat) is the source of this 3276-nucleotide messenger RNA. It is a transcript of the gene Ppm1k, whose product is annotated as protein phosphatase, Mg2+/Mn2+ dependent 1K. Bases 266 to 1384 code for a protein of 372 amino acids. The record is from RefSeq and is a predicted model, not a curated record. Gene Ontology annotation, molecular function: cation binding; protein serine/threonine phosphatase activity. The transcript has 7 exons. NCBI's taxonomy places the organism in Eukaryota, Metazoa, Chordata, Mammalia, Rodentia, Muridae. Gene Ontology annotation, biological process: protein dephosphorylation.
UCUCCAUUUGACCAGCUGCAGCUGAAAAUUUCGAGAAAUUCCAGGAGUGGAGAAGAUUGUGGCUUCCUUAAUUUCUUGCUCUGGAGAUCUGAAUCAAUAGAGAAGUCGGUCUUAUGUACCAUCCAAGAAAGCCUUUCCUUUCUUUCCAUUAGCCAAUUAAGAAAUUUAGAGACACAAAACCAUCACGAGGUGUAUCAGUUUUCGUCAAGAAAUUCAAUUUUUGUGCUUUGUCUUUCACUGUGACUGGGGCCUUUGGAGCUACAUUAUGUUAUCAGCAGCCUUAAUUACUUUGGUGAGAAGUGGUGGGAACCAGGUGAAGAAGAGAGUAUUGCUAAGAUCCUUCCUUCUGCAGGACAAUAGGCAGGUGACUCCUGCCUGCUACACCUCCACUUCAGAGCCCAGGAGUUCUCGAUUUGAUCCAGACGGAAGUGGGCAGCCAGCCACUUGGGACAAUUUUGGGAUCUGGGAUAACCGCAUUGAUGAGCCAAUUCUGCUGCCACCUAGCAUCAAGUAUGGCAAGCCAAUUCCCAGAAUUAGCCUGGAGAAUGUGGGCUGUGCCUCCCUCAUUGGCAAACGGAAAGAAAAUGAAGAUCGAUUUGGGUUCGCACAGCUGACAGAGGAGGUGCUAUACUUCGCAGUGUACGAUGGGCACGGGGGACCUGCAGCUGCUGACUUCUGUCACACGCACAUGGAGAAAUGUGUUACGGAUUUGCUUCCUCAGGAGAAAGACUUGGAAACUGUGCUGACCUUGGCCUUCCUAGAAAUAGAUAAAGCCUUUUCCAGUCACGCACACCUGUCUGCUGAUGCAAGCCUCCUGACCUCUGGGACUACUGCAACGGUAGCCCUUUUGAGAGAUGGCAUUGAACUGGUUGUAGCCAGUGUUGGAGACAGCCGGGCUCUUUUGUGUAGAAAAGGAAAACCCAUGAAGUUGACCACUGACCAUACCCCAGAAAGAAAGGAUGAGAAAGAAAGGAUCAAGAAAUGUGGUGGUUUUGUAGCUUGGAAUAGUGUGGGACAGCCCCAUGUAAAUGGCAGACUUGCAAUGACAAGGAGUAUUGGAGAUUUGGAUCUUAAAGCCAGUGGUGUAAUAGCAGAACCUGAGACAACAAGGACUAAGCUCUACCAUGCUGAGGACAGUUUCCUGGUCCUCACCACUGAUGGGAUUAACUUCAUGGUGAAUAGUCAAGAGAUCUGUGACUUUGUCAACCAGUGCCAUGAUCCUAAUGAAGCAGCUCACGCAGUGACUGAACAGGCAAUACAGUAUGGUACUGAAGAUAACAGCACUGCAGUGGUGGUACCCUUUGGUGCCUGGGGAAAAUACAAGAACUCUGAAAUAAGCUUCUCAUUCAGCAGAAGCUUUGCCUCCAGCGGACGAUGGGCCUGAUAGUCAGCUUCAACUCGGGUUAUCAAUGGGCAUAUCAAGUACCUGGUAAUAGCCAGAAAGUGGCCUGCACUUAUUUGUCCUUGUGACGUAAUAGAUCCCAACACAGCAUAAGCUUACCAGCCACAAACACAGUGGUAUUGUCAUAAAUCUUCGUCAACAUUAUGUUCAACUGUAUAUGCUCAGUGUAAGUACCGUGAUGAAGCUGUGAAGUCAUUGUGUGUCUCUGCGCUGAGUGGGAGAAGAAGCUGGUUUUGUACACUUGAUGACUGAUAAAUCUACGCAUUUUGUUUGUGAUACUAGAGAUGAAAUCUGGGGCUUUCUAAGUUUUAAGACUACCAGGCAGAUCCAGUUUCUUUUUAGUAAAAUUUGUUCUUUAUUUAUCUGGACAGGGUUUUCUGAAUUUUGACAGCUAGUCAGUGUGGUACUUGCAGGUGUCUUUUCUUUCUCUUUGUUUAAAGUAGGUUUUCACUGGUUGGCCUUGGACUCCUAGAUUCAAACAGUCUUCCUACUUCAGCUUCCUGAGUACCUGGGACUGCAGGGUGCUCCAACUUACAAGUGUUUUUUUGUUUGUUUGUUUUUGUUUUGUUUUUAUCUUUAAUUUUUUUUUUUUUCAGAGCAGAAGCAGCACAGAUUUAUUAAAGGAAAGUGAGAACCUACACCCAGGAGAUGGGUGAAUUCCAAGGGAGUAAUACCCACAGUGUUAUUUUUUAAAUAAAUGUACCAAGGAGUGAAAAUGAAAACUAGGUUACUGUGUCUUAUACUUUGGAUCACUUACUAGGAAAUUUAACCUUGAAAAAGAAACUUCUUCAGACAAAAGACAUGGCUAAUGAGUAUGCAUUUUUAUAAACAGCUCUGUUUUGUAUUUCAAAUAUUUCUCUCCUCUUCAUUCUUAUUCUUAUGCAGUUAACUAUGCUAUGUAGCUGUAAGUGUUCCUUAGUCUCUGGAGAAGAAUGUACUUGCUCUUUGGUUAAAACAUAUAAAGUGAAACACUGAAAGUGUUAAUCUUGUAUAAGUUGUUGUAUGUUUUGUGUGUAGUAUGUUUAUAUCACAUUUUGUGUGCCCAGUAAGCAAGCUGGGUCAUUUGUUGGUUAAGAUAAUUCUAUAAUGACUGAUACUGCGAUAGACAUAGCUUGGAGUUUAUGAGUUUGUGUCUCCAUUUUCCUCAUUUCUAAGGUUUAUGCAAAAGAAUAAAUCUAUUUAAAAGGACAUUCAAAUAUGUCAGCUUGCUAUGUAAAUUAGGAUUGUAAAGCCACACUCCUUUUUACAAAACUGUAUGUAAAUUUGCUGUUAAAUUGUGAAUCCCUGAAUGUGUGUUUAGAAUUAAUCUAUAGUUUAUUUUCACAAGCUAUGUAAAUUUGGUUUCUUGUGAUAAGUGUAUAUAUGUAUAUUUUGAAGUAAUAUAAAAUUAAAGGGAACAAUCUUGUGCAGCCUUUAUCAGGUAGCUUUAAAUUAUUGAUAUAUUUGACCCUACGGACACGCCACAGAUUGAGUGUCACAUUUUCUGUAGUAAAGAAUUGGUGGUUGUUAGUAGAUAACCAUUGUGGAUUAAAAUAGAUAAUGUGGGCCAGAUGUGGUGACCUAUACCUAUACUCUCAGAAUUUGUGAGGAGGAGGCAAGAGAAUCAGAUGGUGACUUUGAGAUCAGCCCCAGCUACCUAGCAAGAUCCAGAGUAGCCUCAGCCACAAUUUGUCUGCCAAAACAAAAUAACAACAAAUGGCUAUAAGAGACCUUCUAUUGUGUGUACUUUAUGUGGAUAACCAAAGAACAGAAAUAGCCACAUUGUUUUAUGGUAAUUUGAAUAUAAUAUUGUGGGAUAUAAUAUUGUGGGAUAUAAAAAGACCAGGGAAUGUUAAGAGGAACUUGGGAUUUUGUGGAAGAAACAAAAGAAAAAU